Messenger RNA from Prinia subflava (tawny-flanked prinia), 6048 nucleotides. It is a transcript of the gene PAPOLA, whose product is annotated as poly(A) polymerase alpha. Gene Ontology annotation, molecular function: poly(A) RNA polymerase activity; RNA binding. The coding region runs from base 1177 to 3951 and encodes 924 amino acids. Lineage: Eukaryota; Metazoa; Chordata; Aves; Passeriformes; Cisticolidae. Gene Ontology annotation, cellular component: nucleus. The transcript has 22 exons. The record is from RefSeq and is a predicted model, not a curated record.
GUCAUCAAACCUGUGCUUUACUUUGGUAUCAAAUAUAUGACUGUAGAACUCAUUUAAUAAUCUUCAUCAUCCAACACUAGAUACAUAUUUUUAGAGAUUUUUGAAGAAUCUAGACUUUGCAGCACAUGGCUGUCUUUCUUUUGUUGACUGCAUCCAGCUGUCACAGGAACCAUAUCUACUCUGACUGAUCUGAAACUGAUUGCAUACUUGGUGUAAAACAAAUAUGGGAUUUUGUCAGAAGGCAAGGACUCUGCAAAAGGAGAGGGGGAAAAGUGGAAGAGCUGAAAGAAUAGUGAUAUAGAAGCAUUUUACAGCUAUUUUGUCUGUAACUUUGAGUAUCAGGAUUUUAGAUGUGUUAAUGCUUAAUGGUUUUAUUCAGAUAUAUUGGUGUUUAUAUAGAGUAUCUUACUUCAUGUGUUUUCAUAGUCAGACAAGUUGGGAAUAGAGUUCAGAACUAUCAUCUCCUACGCUAAAGCAAUACAUGUUUUUGUUAUCUCUAUGUCCUAUAUAGACAGCCCAAGUUACCAUUUAUCCUGUGAGGCAGUUGAAAAUGAAAUCAUUGAUAGAUUUAGACAAAAUUUUAGUUUGAAAGUGCUAUUUUUCAGAAUAAAGAUGACACCUGGAGACUUAAAAAGAGAGGGUAAACCAAAUUUUCUCUAGAGUUACUGUAAUGCAUUUGCUUUUCUAAGAAUAAAGUUUUGAGCUGAUCUAUAAAGAGUGUAACUUGUUUUUUUGUUUGGUUUUUUGGGUUUUUUUUUUUUUUCUUUUUUUUUUAAUAUUCUGAAAGUUUAUGCAGACUACUCCAGGCAGACGUUUCUAAGAACAACUUUUAGAAACCGAUCCGUUUGCUUUGCGCAGGGCACGAAUGCACAGUGAGCGCGACUCGCGUGGUCACAGCCGCGCACGGCGCUGCCUUUGAACGAGUCCCCGCCACGCUCGGAGCGGCGGCUUCGCUCCCGGGCGCUCCGGGCUGCCGGGGCCGGCCCUGCCCGGGAGCCCCGCCCCGCUCGUCCCGCCGGUUCCCCCGGCCCCGCGCAGGCGCCGCCCCGCGGCCGUUGGCGCUUUGUUUUCAAACCCCGGCCGGCGCCGCCGCCGCCCCGCCGCGACUACAUUCCCCAGCGUGCCCCGCGGCCCCGCCUUCGCCUGCGCACGCGCGGCCGGGCGAGCGUGCGCGCCAUGCGGGGGUGUCCGCCGCGCUGCGUCUGGCCCCCCCCGCCCCGGGACGUUGCUGUGGUAGCGUCCCGGCGCCAUGUUAGAAGGCCGGAGGGGAAGAGGCGAGUGAAGCGGCGGCGGCGGCCGGGCCCGGCACAGCCGCUCCCUCCGCUCCCGGGGCCUGGCCCCGGCCCGUGCCAUGGUCGCGGCUCCCGCCACUCCGCGGGACGAGUGACCGGUCCGCAGGCGGCAGCAGUGGAGGAGGAGGAAGAAGAGGAAGAAGGGGACGACGCGGCGACGGUGGUGGCGGCGGCGGCGGCGGAGGAGGAGGAGGAGGGGCCGGAGAGACGAUGCCGUUGUAAGUUCGGGAGCUCGCGGGGCGCGCUCGGGGCUCGCGUCGUGCCGGCCCCGGCCCGGCGCUCCCCGCAUGCCCGGGCCCUUCCUGCCGGGGCGCGGGCCUUUCCCCCCUCGCGGUCCCCUCGGCCCCGGCGCUUCCGCUGCCGCAGUGUUCGGGCCUGGCGCCGCUGCCCUCGCCGCCGGGAGCUCCACGCUGUCUCUGUCUCCCCCCAUCGCCACGAGCCCCGGAGUCCCGUUACAACCCAGGGAUCACAAACACAGCAACUACAGAAGCAUUAUGGCAUUACCUCACCUAUCAGUUUAGCUGCCCCCAAGGAGUUUGACUGCAUGCUUACCCAGAAAUUAAUCGAAACCCUAAAACCUUAUGGUGUAUUUGAAGAGGAAGAGGAGCUGCAGCGCAGGAUUCUAAUUUUGGGAAAAUUAAAUAACUUGGUAAAGGAAUGGAUACGGGAAAUCAGUGAAAGCAAGAAUCUUCCACAAUCGGUAAUAGAAAACGUUGGAGGAAAAAUUUUUACGUUUGGAUCAUACAGAUUAGGGGUUCAUACAAAAGGUGCUGAUAUUGAUGCCCUGUGUGUUGCACCAAGACAUGUUGAAAGAAGUGAUUUUUUCACAUCGUUUUAUGAAAAGUUAAAACAACAAGAAGAAGUGAAAGAUCUGAGGGCUGUUGAAGAAGCUUUUGUCCCAGUUAUUAAACUUUGUUUUGAUGGAAUAGAGAUUGAUAUUUUGUUUGCAAGAUUAGCACUGCAAACUAUUCCUGAGGACUUAGAUCUACGAGACGACAGCCUACUUAAAAAUUUAGACAUUAGAUGCAUACGAAGUCUUAAUGGUUGCCGGGUAACUGAUGAAAUUCUGCAUCUAGUACCAAACAUUGACAACUUCAGGUUAACAUUGAGAGCUAUCAAAUUGUGGGCAAAACGCCACAACAUCUAUUCCAAUAUACUAGGUUUCCUUGGCGGUGUUUCCUGGGCUAUGCUAGUAGCAAGAACUUGCCAGCUUUAUCCAAAUGCAAUAGCAUCAACUCUUGUACAUAAAUUUUUCUUGGUAUUUUCUAAAUGGGAAUGGCCAAAUCCAGUGCUAUUGAAACAGCCAGAAGAAUGCAAUCUUAAUUUGCCUGUAUGGGACCCAAGGGUAAACCCCAGUGAUAGGUACCAUCUUAUGCCUAUAAUUACACCAGCAUACCCACAGCAGAACUCUACGUACAAUGUGUCCGUUUCCACACGGAUGGUCAUGGUUGAGGAAUUUAAACAAGGUCUUGCUAUCACAGAUGAAAUUUUGCUGAGUAAGGCAGAGUGGUCCAAACUUUUUGAAGCUCCAAACUUCUUUCAGAAGUACAAGCAUUAUAUUGUACUUCUAGCAAGCGCACCGACAGAAAAACAGCGACUAGAAUGGGUGGGCUUGGUGGAAUCAAAAAUCCGUAUUCUAGUUGGAAACCUGGAGAAGAAUGAAUUCAUUACACUGGCUCAUGUGAAUCCACAGUCAUUCCCAGCACCCAAGGAGAAUCCUGACAAGGAAGAAUACCGUACAAUGUGGGUGAUUGGGUUGGUGUUUAAGAAAACGGAAAACUCUGAAAAUUUAAGUGUUGAUCUUACCUAUGACAUUCAGUCUUUUACAGACACAGUUUAUAGGCAAGCAAUAAACAGCAAGAUGUUUGAGAUGGAUAUGAAGAUUGCUGCAAGGCAUGUGAAGCGUAAGCAACUUCACCAACUGCUACCUAAUCAUGUGCUUCAGAAAAAGAAAAAGCACUCGACAGAAGGGAUCAGGUUGACAGCUCUGAAUGACAGCAGCCUAGACUUGUCUAUGGACAGUGAUAACAGCACGUCUGUGCCUUCGCCUACCAGUGCUGUGAAGACAAGUCCAUUGAACAGUUCUGGAAGUUCUCAGGGCAGAAGCAGUCCUGCGCCAGCUGUAACAGCAGCAUCUGUGACCAACACACAGGCUUCUGAAGUCACUGUGCCACAAAUAAAUUCCAGUGAAAGCUCAGGGGGUACUUCAAAUGAAAGCAUUCCUCAAACUGCCACACAACCAGCCAUUUCUCCACCACCAAAGCCUACCAUCUCUAGAAUUGUUCCCUCAGCGUAUCUAUUAAAUCCAUCAACAAGAAGUUCAGGAAAUGUUACAACAAAAAUGCCUAGCCCUGUCGCAGCAGUGAAAAGGACAUCAUCUCCCCAUAAAGAAGAGUCUCCUAAGAAAAUUAAAAUUAAAGAGCAGGAUGAAAUAAGUGAAGAUACUAGCUGUAUAGAUUUGAAUGAACAUGAAAAAAUGGAAACCAAGGAGCAAAUUGAGACAGAAGUGAAUGUUAAUUCUCAAACAGAAACACUUCAGACAACUUCUCUGCAAGCUCCUCAGAAAACACCCAGUACAGACCUUUCAGAUAUCCCUGCUCUUCCUGCAAAUCCUAUUCCUGUUAUCAAGAAUUCAAUAAAAUUGAGAUUGAACCGGUAAAAAACACCUCAGGGGUCCAUAAACAGUAUCUGCCAACUCAACCUGUUGUCUUCUAAUAGAAAAAAAAGGAGAACGGAGGGUGCAAGACUAGAACAUAAUCGCAAAAGGAUUUAGGUAUAUGUUGUGCACUUCCCUUUCUGGACUAACGUCGCCGCAUGAUUGGAAGUCCAGGUUAGUACAUGAGGCCAGGAGUACAGUUAAUGUGUUAGCAACAGUUACAUUAAAUAUUUCGAAGGAUUACUGCCUUUAAAAACAUGAACACUAUUUGUAGCCAUAUUUGACAUUCUGAUUGAAUUUGUUUGAUGCAUUGUUUCAAAAUUGAGAUAAAACUGGCAUAAGAAUCCCUUAAAUGCACUUUUAUGUACUUUUUUAUUGGAGUAUGACUAAUUUUAGAUCUUUAGCUGAUAAUUUCAUUUUAUUGAAGAAUCUCUUCAAUAGUAGUAAUUUGCAAAUUGGUCGACAUUCUGUGAUAUACUGUAUAUUGAAAACAAAGUGUAUAGUAUAUUUAGUUCAACUGCCAUCAAGCAGCAGUAAGUCUUUAAAAUGUAAUGUCAAAUCUUGGGGUCAUAAGAUGGAAGUUGAGGAGGGGAUUGGGAAGUUUUGGUAUUGAUGGGACAUGAUAAAGAUGCGGUCUACUUUUAUUUAUAGGAUUGUUUUAGGGUGCAUACAAAUCAGCAAUCAAACAGUAAAUAAACUUUCUUUUGAGCCAAUUGAACUCCUUAUUCCCUUUUUUUCUCUCUUUACUUCUUGGGAAAAGCUUUUGCAUUUAGUAUUGGGGGUUUUUUGUUUUUGUUUUUUUUUUUAAUUAUUAUUAUUAUUUUUUCAGCUUGUAUGCACCAUAUAGAACAAUAGUUAUUUAUAAUAAAUAAAAAUAAGCCAUGUACUCAUUUGGGUUUCCCCUUUGCCCCUUACCUAGUUCUAAUAACUUUUGGCCUCUAGGCACAGAUUCAAAAUUUGUCCCAUGACUAAAGUGUUUAGGUAAAUAUUGUGUGCCUGUGAAAUACACCACCUGUCUUGAUGGCCUUUGAAUCACUAAAUAUGAUUUUUGUACACUCCAUAAAGGUCCCGUAUGCAUUAAAAAGUUUAAAAUUUUAAAUAAAGGCGAAAAGAUUUUUCCCUAAGAAUUUUAACCUUUUUUAGACAGUUCAUCACAAGUAGUUUUACAUACUGAACAACACCAAAUUUUUAAAAAUCAUAUUUCUAGUAAGCACUUGACAUCUAGUGAGCUCUCUUACUCCUAUUUUUUGUUCUUGUAGUCCUAUCAGAAAAGUAACAACUUUUUCUUUUGAAAGAACUGAAGCUCUCAUGGCAAAGAACAGCAGUAUUUGAGGAACAUGAGGGAUACCAACAGUAAUACCAGAUGUAGAUAAAAAUCUUCAUGUUACUAUUACUUAAGUCUGAAGUAUGUGGGAUGUCAAAUCAUACUUCCGAUACUUUGAUUAGCAUGUUUUAUGAACUCCCUUCUCCCAUUGUGCUCCAUCCUAUUACACAUGCAUCUUUCAUGUUACAAGUUAAAUUACUUACACUCUUCCCCUUAUCCUUCUAAAUUAAUUCUCCAAAGUCAGAGUGUAGCUUAUCUUUUACUUAGGCUGUGCAGUAACUGAAGGUUUUUUUUUUUUUUUUUUUUUGCCAUUUGUCUGAGAUGUCUAGUAUACAAUAUUUCUCUUUUCCUUGCCCUGUGCAGCCUGCUGUCGUCCACCCCCCAAAGAAGGUUAUAUCUUAACAGUUGAAGUGUACAAGCUGUCUGUGUAUUUUGUGUAGCUAUGGAGUUUAGAUCGAAAUUGCCAGGCACAAAUUUAGUCUUGUCAUUUUGUUUACACAUCGGAAAAUCUUUUUCAUGUUAUUAAACGUUUCAUGUAACUGCACCCAAGUUUUGCCAAGCUGGAAACUUGGAACCUUUCUGUAUAGUGACUUUUUAAUUCUAGUUUUCAUAACCUGGAGAUCAGACUGUUGCUUUCGCAUGAUGUACGUAGUGUCUCAUGACUGGAGUUUGCUUUGUUUUAUAGUAUCUGUACUCCUUGUAUUUUUCAAGAGCUAUUUUGUAAACAGAUGAUGUAUUUCUCCAUUGAAAACACAAUAAAGAACAGCACAAUCCCA